GUGGGGGGGGAGGAAAGAAAGAAAGAAAGAAAGAAAGAAAGAAAUUGCGCGCGGAUCGCGGCGCGAUGUCCCGCGAGGGAAACUUAACGGGAUGCUGCGGAUCCGAGGAGCCGGCCGGGGGACGAGAUCGGCUGCUCACCGGGUGAGUCCGGCCUCCCGGGUUCUCCCCCCUUUCAACAGCACAACAAGACAUCUCGAUGUUUGUUUUAAUGAGACGACAAAUUUCCCCCCCAAAAAAUGGUCAAAUGCGUUGUGGGCCAUGCGGAGGGAAACGGAACGGAACCAGCGCGUUUCACACACGUGACUAACUUCUUCCACGUAUUGCCUCUGUGCCGGGAUCCUCCACCUGUUGACACGUGGAGAUGAAUGCGCUCCUCCGCGGUGAAUUGGGGCCAAAGCACGGAAGCCCGGCCUCAGUGGCCCCUUGAAACCAGGGAGGACAAACUAACGAGGACAGAUCACGUAGGACGUGCACUUCCUCCAAUUGGUCCUCCUGCUGGAGGGACCUGCUGCGUUGCUGAAUGGCUGACGAGCUCCCCGGCACCUCACGUACCCUGUGAAGCCCCCCGCCCCCCCGCCUCGCACCCCGCAUCGCGCCGGACGGGGUCCCCCGGCGAAGUGGGCCGUGAUGUACCAGGAGGUGGCCUUCCUGGCCGGCAGCAGCGAGCACCAGUUCACCCCCUUCCACUUCAAGCCCGUGGAGAACCCGCAGGAGGUCCAAAGCAAGAAGGGGCUGUUCUACAAGCGAGCGCAGCUGCUGCUGCCGCAGCCUCAGCGCCGCCAACAGGACGGGGCCGAGGGCGGCCCGGGCGACGGGGCGGCCAUCAUCAACGUGGGCGGGAUCAAGUACCGCAUCCCCUGGUCCACGCUGGAGGAGUUCCCCCUCACCCGGCUGGGCAAGCUGAGCGGCUGCAGCAGCGAGGCCGAGAUCAUGGACCUGUGCGACGACUACGACGGCAGCCGCAACGAGUACUUCUUCGACCGCAGCCCGUCGGCCUUCCGCACCAUCGUCUCCUUCCUGGCGGCGGGGAAGCUGCGGCUGCUGCGGGAGAUGUGCGCCCUCUCCUUCCAGGAGGAGCUGCUGUACUGGGGGGUGGAGGAGAACAGCCUGGACUGGUGCUGCCUGCGGAAGCUGCGGCUCCGCCAGGAGGAGUACAAGGAGCUGCAGAGGCUGGAGGAGGAGGAGGAGGCCGAGCUGACCUCGCCGCGGUCCCGCGAGGAGAGCCCGCAGCCCCCGGGGGCCGGGCCGGGGCCGUCGCCGCCGCCGGAGGAGGAGGAGGCCCAGGCGGGCGGGGGCUGCAUGCGGAGGCUGCGGGACAUGGUGGAGAACCCCCACUCGGGCCUGCCGGGGAAGAUCUUCGCCUGUCUGUCGGUGGUGUUCGUGGCCAUCACGGCGGUGACGCUGUGCGUCAGCACCAUGCCGGACCUCAGAGAGGAGGAGGAGAGGGGCGAGUGCUCCCAGAGGUGCUACAACAUCUUUGUCCUGGAGACGGUGUGCGUGGCCUGGUUCUCCCUGGAGUUCACGCUGCGCUUCAUCCAGACGCAGAGCAAGUGCGCCUUCCUGCGCACGCCCCUCAACGUCAUCGACGUGGUGGCCAUCCUGCCCUACUACGUCACCCUCAUCGUGGACUCCCUGUCCGUUGGGGGGAAGCCCGCGGGCUCCGGGAACAACUACCUGGAGAAGGUGGGCCUGGUCCUCCGGGUGCUGCGGGCGCUGCGGAUCUUCUACGUGAUGAGGCUGGCCCGCCACUCGCUGGGCCUGCAGACGCUCGGGCUGACGGUGAAGUGCACGCGCGAGUUUGGCCUGCUGCUGCUCUUCCUCUGCGUCGCCAUGGCCCUCUUCUCGCCGCUGGUGUUCCUGGCGGAGAGCGAGCUGGGCGCCAAGCAGGAGUUCACCAGCAUCCCCGGCAGCUACUGGUGGGCCGUCAUCUCCAUGACGACGGUGGGCUACGGCGACAUGGUGCCCCGCAGCAUCCCCGGCCAGGUGGUGGCGCUGAGCAGCAUCCUGAGCGGCAUCCUCCUCAUGGCCUUCCCCGUCACGUCCAUCUUUCACACCUUCUCCCGCUCCUACCUGGAGCUGAAGGAGGAGCACAUCCGGGCGCUGAGGCAGAAGCCGGACUCGCAGGACAGCACCAAGUCCCAGAACAGCGAGGACUCCCAGGAGACGGACAGCUACCACGGCGUCGCGGAGGCCGCCACCUCGUCCAUGCGGCGGAGGAGGUCCAUGGCCGCUCGCAGGGCGGCUGAGGUUACGGCGUGAGCAGCACACCUCGGCUAAACAUCUCAAGUGGAGUUUUUUUCCCGUAGUAGUUUAUUAAUGACGUGCGACGCCGUCUCCCGUAUUGCAUAUGACAAACCAAAUGACUUUGCUGUAGGAGGUACACACAUGCACACGAUGAUGUCAGCGCAUUCAUUCGCAUUGAAGCGGUGCUCAUCGAUCUACAGCACAACGCGAUGGACGAUUUAUCGGUCAAUGGGCUUUGCACGCACGCUGCUGUCGGCAUUAAAUAUCUGGUUUUCUAUGCCGGUGCUUGAAAGGAACAGUGUGAGUUUUAGUUGCUGCGUUUGUCUCGUACGUCCAAAGGGAAUCUGCUAUUGAUCCUCCUGAAGCUUUGUGUUGCAUCAUCAUCAUCAUCAUCAUCCGGUCAAACUAUCACAUGUUCUGUAGAAAUAAAGAAAUGGAUAUUCAUAUAUAUUACCAGAUUUCCUUGAAUAUUGUCUGGCAGCAGUCAGGAUACUCUGAAAGAAUGUGGCUUCUUCUGUGGAAAACUAAUUAUUUUUGUCUCUUUGACCGAUCCUGAAACCAAAUCUAAAAGGUUUGCAUGUUUCACUGGUUUUAACCCCCAAAGAUCCAAUUAAACAGUGAAGAACAUUGUUAGAAUGAUUGAAGCGAAACACACUUAUAGGGAUGUGAAGUCACAGUUGGACUUUGGUCACUGAUACAGCAGCACAUGUCUAAACAUAUUUAUAAUAAUUACUAAUUCUAAUAAUAAUAUUCCCCGGCUUAAAACAUGUCCCCACACGAUUGGAAAUAACGCUGUUUGGGGAUCGAGUGACUUCUUUUGUAGUGACAUGAAAAAAACAUUUCCCCAAAUUAUUGUGCGGUUGGAAUCUUCAAAGUGCAGUUUAGUUUUUGAUGUUUUCGAUGUGCCAAACAGGGUGUAAGGACACAUUUAAUCUGCUUAUUGUGAAUCACACUGAAUUGUCCAACACCAGGGAAAUAUUACUGUCUUUAAACUAUUAUCUCUGCAGUAUUGCUUUGAAUAUGAGACAUCAUUUGAACGGAAAGCCAUCUGAAAUGGAUUUGUGCUACGCGUCAUGAAUCCGUAGCCUGAGGAACUUCUUUUUGACAAAUAAAGAUCUUAUUGAACACA
Gasterosteus aculeatus aculeatus (three-spined stickleback) is the source of this 3374-nucleotide messenger RNA. NCBI's taxonomy places the organism in Eukaryota, Metazoa, Chordata, Actinopteri, Perciformes, Gasterosteidae. The record is from RefSeq and is a predicted model, not a curated record.